Molecule: messenger RNA, 3528 nt
Organism: Gadus chalcogrammus (walleye pollock)
Lineage: Eukaryota; Metazoa; Chordata; Actinopteri; Gadiformes; Gadidae
Exons: 28
Coding region: 304-3486 (1060 amino acids)
Biological process (GO): phosphatidylinositol-mediated signaling; phosphatidylinositol 3-kinase/protein kinase B signal transduction; phosphatidylinositol-3-phosphate biosynthetic process
Cellular component (GO): cytoplasm; phosphatidylinositol 3-kinase complex, class IB; plasma membrane
Molecular function (GO): 1-phosphatidylinositol-4-phosphate 3-kinase activity; 1-phosphatidylinositol-3-kinase activity
Source: RefSeq, a predicted model, not a curated record
CUGACUGCCGGUAGUCACAGUGACCAAGUGAGACAGUGACAGCUCGCGGUGCAUCGCUGACGAACCUUCCAUCCGAUCUGACAACCUCACGCGGGUCGCCCCGGUGUGGCCCUCUCGGUCUGGAUCGCGGGAGAACGGUUCGGUUUGACUGACGGACCGUUAGGACCGGGACCGGUAGGAGCGGCUGAUGACCCGGGCUCUAGCUGCUUUGCAGCUGGGCUACGGGGGACACUCGCUUGACGGAGCCGUUGUCGCGGGCCCAGGUAGAAAGCUAAAGGUGGAGAACAAUCAUUGGGGGUUGCCAUGGUCCCGAAGCCAUCAUCCGGGGAGCUGUGGGGGCUCCACCUCAUGCCCCCACGCAUCCUGGUGGACUGCUGCCUCCCCAACGGAAUGCUGGUGAGUCUGGAGUGUCUACGAGAGGCCCCUCUGGCCAACAUCAAACAGCAACUCUUUACUGAAGCCAGGAAGUACCCUCUCUACCAUCUCCUUCAGGAGGAGUCGUGCUACAUCUUUGUGGGCGUGACCCAGGAGGCGGAGAGGGAGGAGUUUUACGACGAGGCGCGGCGUCUGUGUGACCUCCGCCUCUUCCACCCCAUCCUCAAGGUCAUCGAGCCCCUGGGGAACCGGGAGGAGAAGAUCCUCAACAGGGAGAUAGGUUUUGCCAUCGGGAUGCCUGUGUGUGAGUUUGAGCUGGUGAAGGACCCGGAGGUGCAGGACUUCCGUCGGUCAAUACUGAGCGUGUGCAGAGAGGCCAUGGAGGAGCGGGAGGCCGGGGGGGCUCCUAGCCUGGCCCUCUACGUGUACCCCCCCAACGUGGAGUCCUCCCCCGAACUACCCCAACACAUCUACUACAAACUGGACAAGGGAAGGCUAAUGGUUACCAUCUGGGUGAUUGUUAGUCCAUCCAACUCUAAACAGAAAUACACUCUGAAGGUGAGCCACGACAGUCUGCCAGAGCAGCUGAUAGCGGAGUCUAUCAGGAAGAAGACUCGCUCCAUGCACCUGUCAGCCCAGCAGCUGAGACUGUGUGUCCUGGAGUACCAGGGACAGUACAUACUGAAGGUGUGUGGAUGCGACGAGUAUCUCUUGGAGAAGUACCCUCUAAGUCAGUACAAGUACAUCCGGUCCUGUAUAACUGUGGGUCGUCUUCCUCACCUGAUGCUGGUCUCCAAGGAGAGCCUGUACUCCCAGCUGCCAGAGUCGGGCUUUGUCAUGCCCUCGUACAGUCGCAGGACCCCCCAGCCGUCCCCAUGUCCAGGGGGAGACCCUACCUCUCCUCCCAGGAGUCUGUGGGCCUUCAACAACCUGCUGAGGGUCCGGCUGCUCUGCGCCACCUACGUUAACGUCAACAUCCGAGACAUCGACAAGAUCUAUGUCAGGACCGGUAUUUAUCACGGUGGAGAACCACUUUGUGACAACGUCAACACACAAAGGGUCCCUUGCUCUAACCCCAGGUGGAAUGAGUGGCUGUCCUAUGAUAUCUACAUGGCUGAUAUCCCUCGCUCAGCCAGACUCUGUCUCUCCAUCUGCUCUGUGAAGGGAAGGAAAGGAGCUAAGGAGGAGCAUUGUCCUCUAGCGUGGGGCAAUGUGAAUCUGUUUGACUAUAAGGACACGAUGGUGAGUGGGAAGGUGGCUCUGAGUCUGUGGCCAGUUCCCCACGGCCUGGAGGACCUGCUCAACCCCAUCGGAGUCGCUGGUUCCAACCCCAACAAGGAGACUCCCUGUGUGGAGUUGGAGUUCUGCUGGUUCAACCAGACGGUUGUAUUUCCAGACGACCAACAGAUUGAAGAACAUGCCAACUGGACUAUCAGCAGAGAGCUGGGCCUCACCUACUGUCUGAGUGUGUCCGCAGCCGAGGUGGAGCAGCUCCAGAGUCUGUGCUCUAAAGACCCGCUCUAUGAACUCUCAGAGCAGGAGAAGGACUUCCUCUGGAGACACAGACACUACUGUGUUAAUAUCCCAGAGUCUCUCCCCAAACUGCUGCUGUCUGUCAAGUGGAACUCCAGAGACGAAGUCUCACAGAUGUACUGUCUGCUGAAGGACUGGCCAUUGAUGCAGCCAGAGUCUGCCUUGGAGCUGUUGGACUGUAACUUUCCUGAGCCCGUUGUCCGAGAGUUCGCCCUACGCUGCCUUCUCCAGGGUCUGAGUGACGACAAGCUGUCACAAUACCUACUGCAGCUGGUCCAGGUACUGAAGUAUGAGAUGUACCUGGACAACCCUCUGGCUCGCUUCCUGAUCAAGAAAGCUUUGACCAAUCAGAGGAUAGGACACUUCUUCUUCUGGCAUCUCAAGUCAGAAAUGCACAACAAGACAGUGUCGCGUCGUUUUGGUUUGCUCCUUGAAGCGUUCUGCAGAUCCUGUGGGAUGUACCUGAAGCACCUGAACAGACAGGUAGAGGCUAUGGAUAAACUUGUGAACCUGACAGACACACUGAAACAAGAGAAGAAGGAUGAGACCCAGAAGACUCAGAUGAAGUUCCUGGUUGAACACAUGUCCCGUCCGGACUACAUGGAUGCCCUGCAAGGAUUCAUCUCUCCUCUGAACCCUGUCCACCAGCUGGGCAACCUCAGGCUGGAGGAGUGCAGGAUCAUGUCGUCAGCCAAGAGACCCCUGUGGCUGAACUGGGAGAACCCGGACAUCAUGUCAGAGCUCCUCUUCACCAACAACCAGGUCAUCUUCAAGAACGGAGACGACCUACGUCAGGACAUGCUGACGUUGCAGAUCAUUAAGAUCAUGGAGAACAUCUGGCAGAACCAGGGACUGGACCUACGUAUGUUGCCGUACGGCUGCCUGUCUAUAGGAGACUGCGUGGGGCUCAUAGAGGUGGUGAGGAACAGCUACACCAUCAUGCAGAUCCAGUGUAAGGCUGGCCUGAAGGGGGCGCUGCAGUUCAACUCCAACACCCUGCACCACUGGAUCAAAGACAAGAACAGAGGAGAGGCGUAUGACCGAGCUAUAGACCUGUUCACAAGGUCGUGUGCAGGUUACUGCGUGGCCACCUUCAUCCUGGGCAUCGGAGACCGACACAACUCUAACAUCAUGGUGAAAGACAACGGACAGCUGUUCCAUAUAGACUUUGGUCACUUCCUGGACCACAAGAAGAAGAAGUUUGGCUACAAGAGAGAGAGAGUUCCCUUCGUCCUUACUCAGGACUUCCUUCUCGUCAUCAGCAAGGGCAGCCAGGAGUGUACCAAGACCAAAGAGUUUGACAGGUUCCAGGAGAUGUGCUACAAAGCUUACCUGGCCAUUCGUCAACACGCCAGUCUCUUCAUCAACCUCUUCUCACUGCUGCUGGGAUGCGGGAUGCCUGAACUGCAGAGCUUUGAUGACAUCGCCUACCUCAGGAAGACCCUGGCUCUAGAGAAGACCCAGCAGGAGGCAUUGGAGUAUUUUACCAAGCAGAUGAACGAUGCUCACCAUGGAGGCUGGAGCACCAAAAUGGACUGGAUCUUCCACACCAUCCGACACAUGCCUAAUGAACACUAACUAAUGUGUAUAUAGAUCCACAGACACACACAGACACACACA